Ixodes scapularis (black-legged tick) is the source of this 1797-nucleotide messenger RNA. Its product is annotated as src kinase-associated phosphoprotein 2. Lineage: Eukaryota; Metazoa; Arthropoda; Arachnida; Ixodida; Ixodidae. The coding region runs from base 127 to 1437 and encodes 436 amino acids. Gene Ontology annotation, cellular component: plasma membrane; cytoplasm. The transcript is spliced from 7 exons. The record is from RefSeq and is a predicted model, not a curated record. Gene Ontology annotation, molecular function: protein binding.
AGUCGCGAUCGAAGUUUUCAAAUUCCUCGUUUAAACUCGUUGAGCCAACUGUACAAACACUACAUUCCGCCGAAGUUACUUCUCUUAUUCAAUCUAAGUACUGCUUGCUCGCGUACAGGCAAGACAAUGUUGAAAUUCAAUGAUCAAGUGAGAGAAAUACUCAAAGAUGUGAACUCUUUCCUGACCACGACCCUCGAGAAGGAAGAGCUGUCGCCUGCCGCCGUGACGGCCAGGGAGGAACUUGUCCAAAAGCUCCAGCGACUCUUUCGCGAGCACCCCCACCAGUUCCUCACGCUGGAUCUGGCCAAUGCGGAGCAGAUGCAAGGCUGGAAGCUUCCGCGGCCCUUGUCCAGCCCACAUCCCUACCUGGACAUGCAGAUAGGAGCAGCGCUGGCCUCGAGAGAAGCUGCUUACACGCACGACAAUAGUCCAGAUUACGUUUGCUGCGAUACCUUGCCCAUCGAAGACGCAGCAGAUGAAGUCGCAGAGCCAUCCACAGGGGAACUUUCUCGACUAGAGACCAGGCCAUCUGUCGACAUGGACGAACAGACCGAAGAUGGGUCUGUCGUUGAUAUCCCGGCAAGCGAACUUUCCAAGGCAGACAAGACAGGAAUCCUUGAGAAAAAAGGAAAAGAGAGACUCGGUGGACUCCUAAGCCCAUUUCAGAAGAGGUGGUGUGCUAUUAAAGACGGCAUGCUGUACUUGUAUGAGAAGCCGACGGACAAACGGCAGAAGGGGCAGAUUCCACUAGCCUCGUACGAGGCUCGUCCCUUUGUUUACUCCACCAAGGACACUUCGAAAAAGGAUGCUGCAUUUGAAAUUGUCUGCCCUGGCAAAAAAACUUACCAGUUCAUCGCCUUCAACACCAAAGACAUGAAACAGUGGAUUUCAGCAAUUGAAAAGAACAGCAAAGUGACGCCUUCAUCAGGCUCCGAGUCACACCUGGAGGUUGGGAGCAAUGGCAGUCACUCCGCAUCACCAUCCGGAUCAUCCCCUCUGGCAAGCCACACCCCUCAGCGAGAACACGUCAAUAGGGCGUCGCCGAAAGUUCCGGCAGCACGGGACUCGCCCGAAAUUGACCGGGAACUCUCGUAUGAGUACGUCGGCGACCGGACCACGGCCGUCGAAGACGCCGACGAGGAGGAGCCACUCUACGAAGAUGGUGAGAGCUACCUCGAGAACUCUGGCCAAGGCCACAAGGAUGCGGCAGAAGACGAAGUGGUGGAAGGGGACUAUCAGGACUGGUACCUGGCACUCUGGGACUGCCUCGGGGAGCGUGGGGAUGAGCUCUCCUUUCGGAGGGGGGACAUGCUCAAGGUGCUGAGCAGGGAGUAUGACAGGCAGGCCUGGUGGGUCGCAAAGGCACAAGGACAGAAGGGAGGCGUAGGUUUUGUGCCCAAGGACUACUUGAUGGCGGCAUUUGAGAGGGUGGAGUGAACACUGUCCGGAGGCUUGCAAAGUCUCUCAAUCUUGACGAGACCCUGUUCUGGGGAGGAAGAUCUGUCGGUUAUUGCCGUCUUACUUCAAUUUGAAAAGUGUAUUUUGCACUAAAAAGGUGCUUUUUUUUUUUUUUUUUUUUUUUUUUUUUUUACUGAGCUUUUGUACAUUUUAGCCAACGCUGCCACUGUAGUGAGUUAUGGUGUUAAGAGCACUUCAAUUUGAAAAGUGUAUUUUCCACUGAAAAGGUGUUUUUUUUUUUUUUUACACUGAGCUUUUGUGCAUUUUAGCCAAUGCUGCCACUGUCGUGAGUUAUGGUGUUAAGAGCUACUACACAUAAACAGAUUCUCAAAAUAUUAA